AGUCGGUACUUUACUACAGCCAAUAGCUGUCCAUGGUCUCUCUCUCUCUCUCGCUCCUUAGAAAUCCAUUGUUGAGUUCAGCCUCAACUGAACACAAUCAGAUCCAAAUUUACUAUAACCCCUAAUAAAUCACUUGUUGUUAACUUUAGUAAAGAUCGGAUUUUGAUCCCAAAACAACAACAGUAUGAGCGUAAUCGACAUUCUAACCCGAGUUGAUUCUAUUUGCAAAAAGUACGACAAAUACGACCUCGAAAAGAACAAGGAUGCCAAUGUCUCAGGCGAUGAUGCCUUCGUCAGACUCUACGCCUCUGUUGACUCCGACAUCGACUCCCUACUCCAGAAAGCAGAAACUGCUUCCAAGGAUAGAGGGAAGGCAUCUGCUGUAGCGAUUAAUGCGGAGAUUCGUCGUACUAAGGCUCGGUUGCUUGAAGAGGUUCCCAAGUUGCAGAGGUUGGCUAUCAAAAAGGUAAAAGGGCUUUCGUCGCAAGAAUUUGCUGCCCGUAAUGAUCUGGUUCUUGCGUUGCCAGAAAGAAUCCAAGCUAUCCCAGAUGGGACUCCUGCUGCGCCAAAACAAACUGGUGGCUGGGCAGCUUCUGCCUCACGUGCUGAAAUUAAAUUUGAUUCAGAUGGGCGGUUUGAUGAUGAAUACUUCCAGUCAACUGAGCAAUCAAGUCAAUUCAGGCAGGAAUAUGAAAUGCGUAGAAUAAGACAGGAUCAAGGUUUAGAUGUGAUUGCAGAAGGAUUGGAUACUUUGAAAGACAUGGCACAUGAUAUGAAUGAGGAACUGGAUAGACAAGUUCCCCUGAUGGACGAGAUUGACAGUAAGGUCGACAAGGCGUCCUCUGAUCUUAAGAAUACUAAUGUUAGACUUAAACACACCGUGAAUCAGCUUCGAUCCAGCCGAAACUUCUGUAUUGAUAUUGUUUUAUUGAUUAUAAUUUUGGGAAUUGCUGCCUACUUAUACAAUGUGCUAAAGAAAUGAUGAUGAUACACGAAGACUAUGAAUGUAUUCCCAUGGUUUGCUUGUGUUCAAGAAUAAUAUUGUGUCUGAUUUAAUUUUUUUAUUUUUAUCACUGAAAAUUUCCAUCCCCUUGAGAGAUAUACUGGGCUAUUGUCCUUCACGAGCAGCCCUGUGCAUGCUGUUAUGUAACCCACCAUUUGUAUGUUAAAUAGUCGCGACUUGUUUUAUGUACUUGUUCGUCGUCAUCUUGGUGAGUUGAUGCAAGAUAGAUAUCCUCAUGUUUUAUUUUAUGUAACAUCAUACUUGUUUUAUAGUAUCCUCAUGGUUUGUGCA
Cicer arietinum (chickpea) is the source of this 1294-nucleotide messenger RNA. Its product is annotated as syntaxin-71-like. Gene Ontology annotation, biological process: vesicle fusion; intracellular protein transport. Gene Ontology annotation, molecular function: SNAP receptor activity; SNARE binding. The record is from RefSeq and is a predicted model, not a curated record. Gene Ontology annotation, cellular component: endomembrane system; membrane; SNARE complex. NCBI's taxonomy places the organism in Eukaryota, Viridiplantae, Streptophyta, Magnoliopsida, Fabales, Fabaceae.